GUGAAACCCCCGCGCUGAAACACGUACACAAAGCCCGGGGAGACGGGCACGCGCGCGCGCACACUCACACACACAGAGAGGCGCGCGCGCUCGUGCGGAGCAGCAGCUCUUCUCUCUUUUCCGUUCCGCUCUUUUUCAUUUGGCUCCAGCUUUUCUUUUUUUUUAUUUAUUUAUUUUUUCUACUCAGCAGAGAAAGAGGGAGAGAGGGAGGGUGUGACGGCGACAGGACUCGACCCCAACACACACUCACACUACACACUCAAACGCUACACACACACUCACACACACACGCCGCACCUGUCCUAGGAGCCAAUUCAGCCAAUCAGCAGCCUGUCCUCUCUCGUCCUCGCGCGCUGUUGUCGCUCUCUGUUGAUUGGUGUGUUGGGUUCUCUCGCGGACUCGGCGGCUCGGUUCACUGAGGAGAGAAGAUCUUGAGCCGCUUUGUUUUUUAAGUUUUGUUUGGAAGUUUUUUUUUCUCCUGUUUUUCUCCUGUUUUCUUUCUUCGUGGUCGUGUAGGAGCUUUUCUGAGGGAGGUGGAGUCGCGCGCGCGCACACACACGCGCACAUAUUCUCUCUUCAGAGUCUACUGUACACACACACACACACACACACACACACACACACACACACCGCCUGCUCCAGGAGACAGAGCGUUUGAGACCACAGGAGGAGAGGAGGAGGAGCAGGAGGAGAAGAAGAGGGGAGGAGGAGCAGAAGAGAGAGAGAGAGGAGUGUAGUAAAACAGCAGUACUACUGGUAGUGGUGAUGGUAAUGCUGGUGGUGUUGAGAGGCGCGAGGCCCCGCUGACUGUCUCGGAGUAACAUUAAAAAACUGACCGGACCUUUCCCUGCUCGAAGUCACAGCGCGAGACCUGGACCCUCAGUGUGUGUGACUGUGUGUGUGUGCGUGUGUAUGAGUGUGUGUGAUGCUCUAAGUGAGGAUGCCGGUGAGGAGGGGGCACGUGGCGCCCCAGAACACCUUCCUGGACACCAUCAUCAGGAAAUUCGAAAGCCAGAGUCGAAAGUUCAUCAUAGCCAAUGCGCGGGUGGAGAACUGUGCUAUUAUCUUCUGUAACGAUGGCUUCUGUCACAUGUGUGGCUACACACGGGCUGAGAUCAUGCAGAAACCGUGCACCUGCAACUUCCUGUACGGGCCGCACACCAAGCGCCUGGCUAUCGCACAGAUGGCUCAGGCCCUGCUGGGCUCGGAGGAGAGGAAAGUGGAGAUCAUGCUCUACAGGAAGGACGGGGUGUGUUUUCAAUGCCUGGUGGACGUGGUACCAGUCAAGAACGAGGAUGGCGUGGUGAUCAUGUUCAUCCUAAACUUUGAAGUCAUGAAUGAAGAUAAACUGCUAGAUCCCAGCCAGGAACUGAACCACCGGCUGCCUCUCCCCUGGCGCUCCACAAAUCAAGUGCGGCGUAUCCGUCUGCGUCUGCCGCUCCUGCAGUCUCAGAGUAAGAGCAGGUCAUCUCUGAAGGAGGACGCUGAGGCAGGCCGUGGUGGGGUGGGCUUUCCUGGAUCUGCAUGCUCCAGGCCGGGCAGUAGCCACGAGUCUCUUGCCCUGGCUGAGCUUCUGUCCCUCCCCGAGCACGAGCAGGUCCGUCCCACCACUGCAAGCACCGCGUCCUCCUCGCUGUGGCCAGAAGAUCGCCGCACCCUGCUCUGCAGCGAGCCAACACCGCCCCCGCCGGCCCCUCCACACCCGUCCACCCUCCCGCUGGGCCAAUCCUCACCCCGAUCGCAGAGGCUCAACCCAGACGCCUCGGCCUCCAACUGCAGCCUGGCGCACAGUCGCUCGCGCGAGAGCUUCCACAGCAUGCGGAGAGCAUCGUCAGUCGACGACAUCGAGGCCAUGAGGCCCGAGUGGGAGCGCAAACAUCGCAACAGAGCCUCCUGCAGCAGCACGGGUGCCGUGAACAACAAAUCCAGCAUCCUAAACUCUACCUCUGACUCUGACCUCAUGCGCUACCGCACCAUCAGCAAGAUCCCUCAGAUCACGCUAAACUUUGUGGACUUUAAACCCGACCCCCUCAUCGCUCUGCCUCCCGGAGAGAUGGACAUCAUCGCUCCCUGCAAGCUCAUCGACCGCACUCACAAUGUCACUGAGAAGGUCACGCAGGUGCUGUCAUUAGGCGCUGAUGUCCUUCCUGAAUACAAGCUCCAGGCCCCCCGCAUCCACAAGUGGACUGUGCUGCACUAUAGCCCUUUCAAAGCUGUGUGGGACUGGCUGAUUUUGCUGCUGGUCAUCUACACGGCCAUCCUUACGCCCUACUCCGCCGCCUUCCUGCUGAAUGACAAAGAUGAGCGCCUCAUGCCCAAGUGUGUCUACUGCAGCCCCCUCGACGUGGUGGACCUCAUCGUGGACAUCAUGUUCAUCAUUGACAUCCUCAUCAACUUCCGCACCACCUACGUUAACGCCAACGACGAGGUGGUGAGCCACCCGCUGCGCAUCGCCGUGCACUACUUCAAAGGCUGGUUCCUCAUCGACAUGGUGGCCGCCAUCCCCUUCGACUUACUCAUCUACCACAACGGAGAGGAGACAACUACUCUGAUUGGCCUCCUGAAGACGGCACGCCUCCUCCGCUUGGUGCGAGUGGCCCGAAAGCUGGACCGCUAUUCGGAAUACGGCGCUGCUGUGCUCUUCCUGCUCAUGUGCACCUUUGCGCUCAUUGCCCAUUGGCUAGCCUGCAUUUGGUAUGCUAUUGGCCAUGUUGAACAGAACCGUGACAUUGGUUGGCUCCACACCCUGGGAGAUCAGCUCGGGAAACAUUUUAAUGAAUCUGUUCGUGGAUCUGGGCCCAGCAUCAAUGACAAGUAUGUGACUGCCCUCUAUUUCACCUUCAGCAGCUUGACCAGUGUAGGAUUUGGAAAUGUCUCACCAAACACCAACUCUGAGAAGAUCUUCUCCAUCUGCGUUAUGCUUAUCGGAUCCCUCAUGUAUGCUAGUAUCUUUGGAAACGUGUCAGCCAUUAUCCAGAGGCUGUACUCGGGUACGGCUCGAUACCACACUCAGAUGCUCCGCGUGAGAGAGUUCAUCCGCUUCCAUCAAAUCCCCAACCCGCUCAGACAGAGGCUGGAGGAGUACUUCCAGCACGCCUGGUCCUACACCAACGGCAUCGACAUGAACGCUGUGCUGAAAGGUUUCCCCGAGUGUCUGCAGGCUGAUAUCUGUCUACACUUGAACCGCACACUCCUCCAAAACUGUAAAGCUUUUAAAGGCUCCACCAAAGGCUGCUUGCGAGCCCUGGCCAUGAAAUUCAAGACCACCCACGCUCCACCGGGCGACACACUGGUCCACGCAGGUGAUGUGCUCACAGCCCUCUACUUCAUCUCUCGCGGAUCUAUCGAGAUUCUGCGGGGGGACGUGGUGGUGGCCAUCUUAGGAAAGAAUGAUAUAUUCGGCGAACCCAUCAACCUGUACGCUCGGCCAGGGAAGUCCAACGCUGACGUAAGAGCCCUGACCUACUGUGACCUGCACAAGAUCCACAGAGAGGAUGUGCUGGAGGUCCUGGACAUGUACCCGGAGUUCUCUGACCACUUCUGGAGCAACCUGGAGAUCACCUUCAACCUUAGAGACACGAACAUGAUUCCCGGAUCUCCGAGCAGUGAUGACUCUGACUGCAUUGGCUUUAACAAACUCCGCAAGAGAAAGCUUUCCUUCCGGCGGAGAACAGAAAAAGAUGAUGCAGAUGCUGGAGAGAUCAAGAAGAACCAGAAACCUAUAAGGCGCAACAGGAAACAGGCCACGGGUAAUCAGAAUGAGGGACUGAAACCGGAUUGGGAGGGGCCUAGGAGUUCUAUUUCCUCCCACUCCAGUGGUGAUGAAGGGGAGGAGAAUGUUCAUGCGUGUCCCGGUCCACCCACCCCACUGCUGGAGCUCUCUCAAGCCCAAGCCACUUCUAUGAACUUUAACGAUCACGCUGAGGGGGAGGCGGAUCCAAAAACGGGCAAUACUUGCAAUGCUCUGUCAGGUGCACUCUCAGGCGUGUCUAACAUAUUCAGUUUCUGGGGCGAGAGUCGAGGGCGACAGUACCAGGAACUGCCCCGCUGCAACCUCCCUUCACCCCCACCACAACUCAACACCCCCCUACACAGCAUCUCCAGACAACAGAGGAACCAGCUGGAGAACAGGCUGGACCUGCUGCAGAAACAGCUCAACAGAUUGGAGACACGUAUGUCCACAGACAUUGGGGCGAUAAUGCAGCUGCUGCAGAGACAGAUGUCGCUGGUGCCUCCAGCAUACAGCACAGUGUCGUCCCCCCCACAGGCCUCUCCGUACCCCAGCCCGAGCCCCGGACCCGGAGAGAGACUGAUCCAGCCUGUCACACCGCUGGAGUCCGAAACACUCACCUCACUCUCACAAAUCCUGGAUCCACAGGACUUUGAGGAAUUCCCAGCCAAGUCUAGUGAGUCUCUCCACAGCCUGGCUGCAGAGCUCCAUCCGUCAGAGAGCCGCUUCCUCAGCACGGGGGACGUCCCUCUGCAGGGCCUGAGGUCCCACCCUCUCUCUCAGUCUCCGGACCCCGAAACCCAGCGCAGAUUCUCCCUGCAGGAGCAGCAGACGCCCCUGGACUCACGGACUCCGCAGAGACACAGCUCUGACCCCGGGAGCUAGGGAGCGAGCGAGGGAGGAAGGAGGAGAUACCAACAGUGCGAGGAGGAGAGGAGAAAAAACAAAAACAGAUCAAACACAUCCUCCCGCUCUGCUUCUCUCUCUCUCUCUCUCUCUUUCUCAGUCAGUCUCUCUCUCUCUCUUUCUCUUUCUUGCACAUCUCAUGGGGGGGUCUCUUCCCUCUGUUCCUGUUUUUGCACUGAGAAAGGGGUGUGAGUGGAGGGAUGGAAAGGACACACACAUGCACAUGGCAGACCUCUCUGUUUUUGUUUUGUUUUUUUCUUGCUGGAGUAGGACUGUUGCUGUCCCAGGACAACCUACAUAAUAAUCCAAUGAUUUCACCAUGAGGGUGAUCUACAGUCCCUCAGGUUGUGGGGGAAUCAUUACCAAACUGAUGUUAAAAUAGACACGGGGAGCAAUGAGGGAGAGGAGGGGUGACGAACAUUGCCCACUUGUUUUGGCUUUCGUUUAAAAAGCCGAAUGCCUGCUCACGGGACAGCCUUCGUGUUCAAAUUGUCCCUUUACUACUGUUAUCCAGUAUUGGAUUACUAUGUAUGAAUAAUAACGGAAAUAAUAAUAAUAUAAGUAGCCAUUAUGUCUUGCACUGAAAUUUUUUCAGAAUCUUUAUCUAUAUCAUGUCCGCGGCGCUUCCGACAAAACAACAAAGGAAAGAAAAUCUAAAUAAAAAAAAUUCUAGUGUUAGCUGGCCUAACAGAAAUACAAGAAAAGAAAAAAAAAAAAGUCACAUUGUGUAAUCUGUCUAUUCUGUCCUGUCAACCCGCCUCUCAUUCCCUUGAUGUCUGUGGUAAAGGCGGAGCCUCAGGGCUCAGGUGUAUACUGGUGGAUUGGUGGGUUUGCAUUACAGUGUGAUAGAGAGUGAGGGGGUGGGUGGGUUAAGGGGUCUAAAGCCAUGCCAUUACUGAACAUAUCAGAUUUCUGUGCACUGACACUGCGUGGCUUGGUAGAGAAAGAGUUAAUGAACAAUAUGCAAAAGCAAGCAAAAGAUGACUGUCUGUGUUAAAGCCUGCAUGAUGUCAGCCAGUGUUCAAAGGUGUGUCCUAGUCUGCAUUGGGUUUGAAAUUGGACUUAUAUUGGAAUAUAUACUUACCUAUAUAAAUAGGUAUACAGGUCUGUUUAUUAGGGAUGUCCUGCUUUCUCAGAUAUGGCCUCAGCAAUACGUAUCCCUACGAUCCACAACCUCACGUUAAUGUACUUCUCUUUGGGAUGAGACUGCAAGAAAAAGAAAAUGAUUAUUUUACCCAUAUAUAUCUAUAUUUGUGUGUGUGAGUAAUGCAGUGAAAUGAAUAUGAAAUGCUAUUAUUUACAGCAAUUGACAUGCACUGGACAACACAAAUAAAAACAAAAGUAAGCUUAGUGAUCUGCAUUAGGAUGAAGAUUACUGCGUAGGAUUCUUCAGGUAGCGGCAUAUUUAGCUCUGGGAACUACUGCGGCGUGUGCCGGUUCAGUACCGGCAAGCGUCUGUAUACAGUAACACUGUCUCACAUAGAAAAGAAAGGCACUGUAGAGAGGCAUUUUAGGAAUUACAAAAAACUGAUUGUAUGAUAUUUCCCACUGGUUUUAUUUAUAAUGUAUAUCAGUCGUGAAUUGAUUCUAUUUUGUUGAUACCAAAUACUGCUUUAAUUUUGCAAGAGAUUAUUUUCAUUACUUAUUUUAAGAAACUGAAUCAAAGGUUGCUGGUGAUCACCAGCUGUUGUUCGACAGUUGUCCUAUAUAUAUUAGUUUGUUAUGAUUGUGUGGGAGGACAACAGAAGACAUUGUUGGUGACUGCAAGUGUUGCACGUAUUUGUCUGUCACAGACUUUAUCAUUACUGUUAUUGUUUUGUUCUUUUAUUCUUUUGAUUGUCUGUUAAUUUAUAUCCACAGCAUUCUCAUAGUGCAGAGCAAGAGGAGUUUGUUGAUUUUUGGGGCACGGGCAGUAUUUAGAAGUAGAUCAAGAUUCUAACUCUGAAAUGCUUUUCAGAUACUGGUCCUAAAGGAAUAGUCCAGCAUAAUAUCUCUAAUAACAAUCAUUUCAUCCAAUUUUCCCUGUAUUAAGUAAAUUAAAAGCAAAUCUAUCAAAUUACCAGCACAUAAAAUUCUGUUCUAAAUAUGUUUUCAGUCGCAGGUUAUCAUUUUAGCUCUGUUCAGCAUGGAAAUUAUUGACAAUUGUGAUCAGCAUUAGGCUACAGAUGUAGCUGCUAAGGCUGGGUAUCAUGAUCCUAAAUGAAUGAUGUUACUACAACCAAGCAGGUUUAAUACCUUUACUGCAUGGCCUAUAUCACACAAAAAUGGGCUGUGUUCCACUAUACUUGACACUUGACAUAAUACUGGUUUGCAGAGGGGUGUGCACUGGAGAGCAGCAUGUUGUCAAAUUGGCGAGAUGCAUUUCCUAGUGACUACCUUUCAAGCACACCCCCAUCACAAACCAAAAUCAGCCUGAUUGAUUCCUUACUAAAUUAGGGUAUACAGUUAAAGUAAAUACAGCAAUUACUGGUUUAAUCAUUUGCACCUCUAUAUUGCCAUCUGACACAAGUCUGAUUUUGGCACAGCACCUGUACUUUUCCUUUUCUAUUGUUUGACGAGUAACAAUAGCAUGUCUCAGCUUCCAGUAUUCACUCUGAGUUAAAGUCUAAACUUUUUACAAAAGUGCUUUUACACUGCUAAAAAAAUGAAUCAUUGUCCAGUUGAUCCAGGCUAAGACCACCUCUUUUGGUUGGGGAUACAUUUUUUUUUGUCCUUUGGUCUGGUAGUUCUAAAAGUACCAUUUUUUCAACUCUGUUUGCCCCCAGCAUUUUGGAAAAUUGUACAGCACUUUCAGCCGAUGCUCACAACAGGCGUACAAUGCUAGCGAUAGCAGCUCAGCAUUGGCCAUGCAAAAAAAUAUCUAUUUCAAGACUCAAAAUAACUUCACGGUUGAUUGGUAGAAUUUCUAGGGCCCAGACAUUUAAAACAAAGCACUGAGAACUUUAAAGGUACACAGUUAGUUUAUGAAAAAAGACUGUUUAUACACACAGGACAUUGAAGUAGUUCUCUGGGCACCGCCAUCAUGAAACUCAAAAUAAUUCAAAUAACGAGCAUGAACGAAUAGGUAGGAUAGGUGAACAGAUACAAAAUUAAUUCAGAAUGAUUAUUAGAUAUAUUUUCAGUAACUGAAUUCAUGAAAGGAACUGUGUGUAUAAACAGUAAAAAUGCACAGGCAGUUCUCCAGCCCUAAGAAUUCUACCAAUGAAGUGUGGAGCUACUUGGUAAUGGCAAUUUAUUUAACACCCAAUUUUAAUACUUACCAAGCCUUAUGCAUGGUAAAUCUGCUCAUUCCAAAAUCCAGAGUGCUAACCUUUCUUCAGUCCUUUCUGGUAUGAAAAUUCUGAAGAGUACCAGCCUUAGCAGCUGCUAGCAACUAGUGUAAAAGAUGCUGAACUAUUCCUUUAACAUGCUAACUGUGGCUAGCAUAGAAUAGGCUUAGCUGUGGUUAUGUUUGCACUUUAAAGCACAACCAAAGCAUAGCUUCUGAUUUUCCUCCCUAACAGCACAGUUUGAGGUGUGUUCAGGGUGCCAUGUUUAAGAUAUUAAUUCUGGAUGGCCUCCACUCAGAGUAACAGUAGCAGAAUAAAAUAUUGGACUAGCAAUUAUGGUUUAGAUAGCUUGCUUAUUGACAAGAUAUGGAUAUAUGUCAUUUAUUAGAGUAUCCAGGUAGCGCAGUCACUCAGACAACAUGUACAGUAGAUAAAGUAAGUAAACAGGUGUUCCACCAUAUAUAAUUAGAGACGCUAUAAGCUAUAAUAUCUUGGAAAUCAAUAUUCAACAAUGCUGUUCCUACUUUUGUGAAGAGAGGAUGAUUAUCACAGUAAUAUCAUCAUAACCCUUGUGUAUGUGGCAACCAUUUUAUGUAUCCCUGUGGCCUCCUCCCUAAUGUAACCAUAAUACUCGUUGUCUUGUUAUGUGUUGAGUGUACUCUGCUGUGCACUUUACAGAUCCCGCUCCACUCCAAGGUGUAAAAAUAAAGAAAUGAAUAAAAGUGUAGAGUUCAUUUUUCCCUGUUCACAUAUCUAUUUAUAGUGAUAUCUCCAAAGGCUGUUUUAUGUAUGUAGAUAUUCUUCAGUCUUGGUUUUAAUUUAUUUUGGCAAUGCAUUGACACUGGAUUGCUCUUUGUUUUUCUCCCUCCUAUGUACUGUACAUACGAGAGUCUUGUAAAGGAAUCGAUUCUUGGCACUCAUAUAGCCGGCACUAUGCAGAAUCUGUCAUUUCCUUGGCAUGCUUUGAAAUGCAGAAAAAAACUGUAGAUGAAAAAUAUGUUUGAUUUUAUAAAGGAGAAAAAAAUGCUUAAUACAUAUGUGAAUAUGUUGUUAAUAUGAAUAACAAUAAUAAUAAUAAUGAAAGAUUAUAUAAUAUAUAAUGAUGACUUUGUGCACAUUUUAUUUGCAUGCUGCACUGAAGAGGACAGAGGUGCAAAGGCAGCUGUUGCGCUGUUGAAUUUAGAAUGUGUAGACAGAUGCACUGUACUUCCAGGUCACUUGCGAGAGUGAUUUUAUGUACUUCCAGCUCAUGGAAGAAUGGACAUUGUGAAACUGAAAAAACUACUGUAACAAUGCUAGUGCAACAGACGACAGAAUCAUUAUGGGCUUCUGGCCCAACAGUCCUGGAGGGCGUUCACACAGUCUCUCAAUCCAUAUCAGAUCACUCCAGAAAGCUAAGCUACAGGUCUUGAUUGUGUGAUAGAAUCUUAAAAGGGUUGACUUUAUAAAAUUUAAAAUAUUUCUUUCAAUAAACCUCUUUGAAAACAAUUGAAAUAUCAAA
Messenger RNA from Astyanax mexicanus (Mexican tetra), 9406 nucleotides. RefSeq names its product potassium voltage-gated channel, subfamily H (eag-related), member 2b (gene kcnh2b). The transcript has 15 exons. Bases 941 to 4615 code for a protein of 1224 amino acids. Gene Ontology annotation, cellular component: membrane. Gene Ontology annotation, molecular function: inward rectifier potassium channel activity. Gene Ontology annotation, biological process: regulation of ventricular cardiac muscle cell membrane repolarization; regulation of heart rate by cardiac conduction; potassium ion transmembrane transport. Lineage: Eukaryota; Metazoa; Chordata; Actinopteri; Characiformes; Acestrorhamphidae. The record is from RefSeq and is a predicted model, not a curated record.